CUUUGCUAUCGAUUGACGCCCGUCACCAGAAAUAAAAUAACAAACGACGCCGCGCAAUAAUUCGAAACUCCUUACAGUUAUUUAAAAAACGAGCGUAGAGCCCGCAAUAACAAAAUAAAAAUGAGCAACAAGAGCACACCGGUGCGCCAGCGCAUCCAGCAGUUCCAGACGCGAGGAGUCCACAAAUCCACGCCGGCGUCCGAGAUGCGCAAGAAGGUGCUGAUGACGCGGACGGAGGAUCGGGAUCACCGCGUUCACCUGGAUCGUCCCGAACAGCUGCUGAACACUGCCUUCAGUGGAAGCACCCCGCAACCGAAAUCCAAGUCCACGGCGCUAAAUGCCUGCUACACACCCUCGUCACUGUAUAGGAAUGCAAACAAUACUCCUGGAAGAUCAAAGACUCCAGGCACCGGGAAAUCCAGCUGCAACAGGCCGAAGGAGCGGGACUCCCUUAUGGAGUCCUGCCUUAGCGUGUCCGAGGAGAGCAACAUGAUUGUUGCUGUACGAGUGCGCCCCCUGAAUGCCCUGGAAUGCACACGUGGUCAGGUCACCAAUGUGGUCCAGGUGCACGGAAACAGCAACGAGCUGACUGUCCAAGCGGGAAGCAGUGCUGAUUCCUCAGCCGGGGUGACGCACUUCUUUAGCUACGACCAGGUCUACUACUCAUGCGAUCCUGAGAGAAAGAACUUCGCCUGCCAGGCCAAAAUCUUUGAGGGCACAGCUCGUCCUUUGAUCGACACCGCCUUCGAGGGCUAUAAUGCCUGCUUGUUUGCCUACGGACAGACGGGCUCGGGCAAAUCUUACAGCAUGAUGGGCAUCGAAGCAUUGGAUGACGCCGCUCUGGACGGUGGACCGCCGCACGAUGAGGCGGGCAUCAUACCCCGCUUCUGCCACGAGCUAUUCCGCCGGAUAGAGGCUGUGAAAAGUCAGCAGCAGCUGCAGGUAGAGGUGGAGGUCAGCUACUUUGAGAUCUACAACGAGAAGAUACACGAUCUGCUGAGUGUCCAACAUGCGGCAGCUGGCUCUGGAGAUUCCACGCCUAUCCAACAGCAGCAGCAGCGGCCGGCUCUAAAGGUGAGAGAGCAUCCCAUCUUUGGGCCCUACGUAGUGGAUUUGAGUGCCCACUCGGUGGACUCUUACUCGGCACUCCGCAAUUGGCUUGCCGUGGGCAACUCCCAGCGGGCCACUGCCUCCACGGCCAUGAACGACAAGAGCUCGCGCUCACACUCCAUCUUCAACAUUGUUCUGAACCUCACCGAUCUGAGCAGUGAUGAUGGCCUGUCCUCAGAUACGGAUUCGGGCACGGUUUCCUCCCUCCGGCAGACACGACGCAGCAAGAUUAGUCUGGUGGACCUGGCGGGCAGCGAACGCAUAAGCGUCUCUGGAUCGAAUGGCGAGAGGAUCCGCGAGGGCGUCAGCAUAAACAAGAGCCUCCUGACGCUGGGGAAAGUUAUUGCCGCUCUUGCCGAUUCCCGCAAGGCCAGCGGGAAUGGAGCCCUGGGCUCUGGAGCACCCAGCACCUUCGUUCCCUAUAGGGAGAGCGUGCUCACCUGGCUGUUGAGGGAAAAUCUCGGCGGGAACUCGAAGACGGUCAUGUUGGCCACCAUAUCACCGGCCAGUAUCCAUGCGGAUGAGACCCUAGCCACUUUGCGAUACGCCUGCAAGGCACGUUCCAUCGUCAACCGGGUGAAGGUGAACGAAUCUCCCCACGACAAAAUCAUACGGGAUCUGCGCGCCGAAGUGGAUCGCCUGAAGUCGUUGAGGAACGAGUACGAACGCCAGCGGCGCUUGUCCGGCAAUGCUAAUAAUCCUGUGCCACGUAAGAUCAUUAUUGAAACCUCCGUGGAUGAGACUGAAGUGGAGGCACUGCGUCAGCAGUUGGCAGAACGGGAAAGGGAGCUGAGUCGAGCGCAAAAAUCCUGGAUGGAGAAGCUCAAGGAGGCGGAGGACCAGCGCAAGUCGGAACUUCGUGUACUGAAACGCCGGGGAUUGGCCCUGGAACUAACCGCCGAGCAAAAGCAGGCCUGUCUGGUCAAUUUAACAGCGGAUCCCAUACUGAGUGGCACCCUGUUCUAUCUUUUGCCCCAAGGACUGGUGCGGAUAGGACGAGGUCGUCUGCCAGGAGGUAGUUCUAGUUCGCAGCCUGAUAUUGUACUGGAUGGUCCACUGGUGGCCUUGCAGCACUGCAGCAUCGAGCAUGAACGUGGUGGCAAGUUGUAUGUCAUUCCCGGCAGCGAGGACUUCGAGACCUACGUGAACGGAGAACUCCUGGACAAUCGUCGCCAGUUGUUCCAUGGGGACCGCCUCGUUAUAGGUGGUUCACACUACUUUCGCAUUUCCAAUCCCUUCUGCUCGCAGAGAGGCAAGUCCGAUCGUCCGGUAGAUUUCCAGCUGGCCCAUCAGGAGAUUUUGCAAAAGCAGGAGCAGCAACUUCGCACCGAACUGGAGGCGGAAAAGCGAGCCGCUCUCACUAAGAUCGAACAGGAGCGGGCGCAGCAUGCCCGGGACUUUGAGGAGCGUCUGCAGUGCCUCGAACUAGAGCAGUUUAAGUACAAAUGCAACAGCGAGAUGCUGGAGACGGAACGCCAAGCUCUAGCCUGGGCCCAACAACAGGAACACACACCCUUAAGACAGGAAGAUGCAGUAUCAACUCCAGCACAGAAGUCGACUAUACUGGAAGAUAUUCAGCGUAUCAUGCUGAAUCCCUCGGAGGAGAGUCUUCACAAAACCCAGUUGAUGGUCAAAGAGGCCACCCAGCGCUGUCGCCAGUUGGGUUUGCCAUUGGAAUUCCGACAAACUCAGACGCCCGAUGAGUUUGGUCUGCUGCGCUCUGUAAUCUUGAUCCUGGAUAAGCAGCGAGGAUUAAAGGCCGAGUGGCCCACUGCCAGACUCGGAGUGUGGUUGGAUUUGGUCAGGGAUAAUUCAGAACAGCAGGAAAAGUUGAAUGCCGACACCAUUUUCCAGAGUGUUGAGGUAGACUGGAAACCACUGGAUGCGGAUCUUAAUGAGACUCUGAGUGACACACACAACUCGAGCCGCAUCGCCCUUAAUCUGAGUGCCAUGAAGGAUGUUUUGUUGAAUAAACCGCUAAAAAGACUAUUAAACGCGACGAGCAGCAACAGCAAUACACCGCGGCAGACAUCAACUCCCUCACCUGGAAGUCAACUGGUGCACUUCACCAAACGCCUGCUGACCUACGAUCCUGAGGAAACACCUGGCAGCCAGAGUAGUUUUACCUCGCUCGUCCAGCAAGAGCUGCAAGUUAUGCAGCGAUCCGCCCAGCGAUUACGCCACAACUGCGAGGCUGCCCUACUCGAGCGGGAGAAUUAUCAGGACAACGGUGUCCUGGCCGUCAGCCUGCAUGAGGCUCUGGCACGACUAGACUCUGUGCUCAACGGGAUGCACACUUCAUUGGCUCGGGAGGAAGCCACUGCAAGCGUCACCUCGCCUUCGAAAACUCAGAAGGCUGUGCGUUUUCUUAUAGAUUGACAAAGAUUAGACCGCACUUUGGACUAAAUUUUAUGCUGCAAUGUGCUUUGUGUUUGUUUUUAUGUUUUUAAAUAUAUAUUUUGUAUAUUGGUUUUUAAAAAUAAAAUAUAUUAAUAGCACCAA
This is a messenger RNA of Drosophila teissieri, 3612 nucleotides long. It is a transcript of the gene neb, whose product is annotated as kinesin-like protein KIF14. Gene Ontology annotation, cellular component: microtubule; kinesin complex. Gene Ontology annotation, molecular function: microtubule motor activity; ATP binding; microtubule binding. Gene Ontology annotation, biological process: microtubule-based movement. Lineage: Eukaryota; Metazoa; Arthropoda; Insecta; Diptera; Drosophilidae. Bases 121 to 3489 code for a protein of 1122 amino acids. The transcript has 2 exons. The record is from RefSeq and is a predicted model, not a curated record.